Durusdinium trenchii is the source of this 1027-nucleotide messenger RNA. NCBI's taxonomy places the organism in Eukaryota, Dinophyceae, Suessiales, Symbiodiniaceae. The record is from the annotation of a GenBank genome assembly.
CGCACAGAACAGGAUACCGCAGCUUCACAAUCCGUGAGUGCCUCCGGGGCCAUGUGCUGAAAGCAGCUGGGCCGGGGAAUAUUCCUCGAGUUCUCCCAUGUCAAAGGGUGCUUUUCCUGGCGGCUAUAAUGAAGGACACCGCCUUUGUGUGUCUGCCAGCCAUGGCAAGGGCCUGAAGAAGACUACCCUGCAGGGAGCCUUCCAGGAAUACGGACAUAUCCUCCAGAUCGAAACUCCAAAGCCCAAUCUGGCCUUCAUAGCAUAGACCUCGGCAAGCUUGCCAUGGCGGGAGUUGGAGUUGAGUUGGCUGCUUUGCGUCCGUUUCGUAAUUUCUUGGGCGUACAACCCCAUCUCCAGUUCAUCUAAACUUGCAAGUGAUCAGUGUAGGAAACCGGCACAUGGUUCCAUGGCCAUUGCCACAAAUUGUCCAUUCCUGGAAUCACAUCAACCCACCGUUUGGCGAGAAAGAAGCUUAUCCCAGUCUCAUGGUAGUAGAUUUGCACAUGUUUCUCAGAGAACAGCGAGCAGCUGCCUCAUCCUAUCUCAAUUUACGAUGAAUAUAAGAUGAGACGAAGCACUCCACUCCAGGCCUUCUCGGAGAAGGCGGAUGCGCAAGAUGCCUUGGAGGCUAUGGAUGGCAAGACCCUGGACGGGCAGACACUUACAGUCAGCAAAGCUGGGCCGAAGCCCACCUACCGACCUCAAGCGGAUCCCAACGAAAACUUCAAGAAGGUUCUUAUGACCACGCAGACUGAGCGCGAGAACGCGCGCUAUCGCAAAGACGUGGAGAAGGCAGCUGAGAAGCUGAAGCCAAGAAGCAGGAGUCGUAGCACACGCCGGCGAGCAAGGAGCCGAAGUCGCAGCACCAAGAAACACCGAAGUCGAAGUCCCCAGGUCCGCCGGAGAGACCGCGGAGACAGUCGGAAACGGAGGGAAAGGAGUCGUAGCCCUCGAAGGCGAAGUAGUAGGAGCCGGAGCUAGCAACUCAGAUCGCCAAGGUAUUCAGGCAACAUCGGCAAAAUCAUGC